This is a messenger RNA of Scatophagus argus, 751 nucleotides long. RefSeq names its product mitochondrial ribosomal protein L33 (gene mrpl33). Gene Ontology annotation, biological process: translation. Gene Ontology annotation, molecular function: structural constituent of ribosome. Gene Ontology annotation, cellular component: ribosome; mitochondrion. The transcript is spliced from 4 exons. NCBI's taxonomy places the organism in Eukaryota, Metazoa, Chordata, Actinopteri, Scatophagidae. The record is from RefSeq and is a predicted model, not a curated record. Bases 124 to 321 code for a protein of 65 amino acids.
CACCUUUAAGGGAACCCGGAAGUACUUCUUCCACCGGAUGUAUAGACUUUUCAAUGUGACUUACUUUGGCUAACAUUGUUACGGAUUUAUAUUCUCUCCGAGUUGUGUUUUUAAGCCUAUAAAAUGUUUCUUACCACCGCCAAUCUGGCCAAGGCAAAAUCAAAGACCAUCUUGGUGCAGAUGAUGAGCGCUGCAGGGACAGGCUACUUCUUCAACACAAAGAGGAACCGUCUCCGAGAAAAACUGGUGCUGCGCAAACAUGAUCCUAUUGUGAACAAGCAUGUCCUGUUUUUUGAAAAGAGGAAGAUCAGAUCGAUUUAACAAUGCACCCAAAUACCUGGACAACGUCAACCGUUUGGGUUUGAACAGACUUUUUAUUAUCAUGGAUCAUACAAGGUGUUUCAUCUGUCAGUGUUUCUGUUUGGUUUGACACAUCUUCAAAGGAUUUCUUCUUGGAUCUGUGUUGGAUCUGAAGGCCUCUGCUCUCUCCAUGGCACUAAACCCUGACCAAGCUUCAACAAAGUGUUGUUCACCACUUUUCAUGUAUAAAAGUGACUUUUAUUUAUUGCAGUCACCAUAGCUGUUUUGAUCUGAAGCUCUUAAGUCAGGGAAUAACAUGUUAAGUGACUAUUAAACAGUUCUAACUCUUAAUCCAGUCAAGUGUGGUACAAGUUAAAACCAGCACCUGUAAUUCAACCACUUGUGAAAUGUGGGAAAUUAAAUAAAUGAAAUUAUGCAAACCGAGGGUAAA